This is a messenger RNA of Hypoxylon trugodes, 774 nucleotides long. Its product is annotated as transmembrane domain-containing protein. The coding region runs from base 169 to 690 and encodes 173 amino acids. Gene Ontology annotation, molecular function: protein-macromolecule adaptor activity. NCBI's taxonomy places the organism in Eukaryota, Fungi, Ascomycota, Sordariomycetes, Xylariales, Hypoxylaceae. The record is from RefSeq and is a predicted model, not a curated record. Gene Ontology annotation, cellular component: membrane; endoplasmic reticulum. The transcript is spliced from 2 exons.
GGUACCUACAAGGCAAUAAUCCUUCGAUUAGGUAAACUCAAAUACCUUGAUGGCCUCGCAAACAUUGAACAGUACACCUACACAUAUCAACAGUGACCGCCCAUAUUGAUCAUUACCUUCAAUCCCCCAAGGAAGUAUUUACUUGGGUAUACUUAAUCCGUUACAACAAUGGACGUACUCAAAGAUUAUCUCCCGGCCGCUAAGGGCUAUCUCCCGUAUUAUUUGGUGGUGACCUCCAUUAUCGCAUUUGGAAACGCGCUUCAAAACUAUGUGACCUUGCAUUUUUCGCGACGCCUCUACAACGGUCAAUUCGUGCCAAACCCAUCGCUGCCCCCCAAAUCGGCGGCCUUCAACCCCGAAGACUCUACUCGGAAACUCGUACCGGCUUCUUCGGUGUCCAAUCCCAAGGAAGCCCGUACACAGGACCAAGUCACUCCCCUCGCCGCGAGAUUGUUCGGUACCUACACCGUCGUUUCGGCUAUUGUUCGCAUAUAUGCUGCCUAUAACCUACACCUAGCGCCCAUAUACCAUAUUACUAUCUGGACUUACGUUGUUGCGUUGGCACAUUUUGGCACGGAGUUUGCGGUAUUCAAGACCGCGUAUAUGGGUCCAGUCGCAUCCACCUUCGCCUUUGCUACCGCUGGUAUUAUAUGGAUGACUAGCCAAUACAGCUUUUACGUCGAAGCGUAAGCGAGGGGGUGAGCUGUUUGAAAAGAGACAUAUGGCAAUAUGGCCUCUUAUUUCAUGAUAUGGAUGACGCGCGAGAGAUGAAUA